Molecule: messenger RNA, 1884 nt
Organism: Alternaria infectoria
Lineage: Eukaryota; Fungi; Ascomycota; Dothideomycetes; Pleosporales; Pleosporaceae
Exons: 1
Coding region: 1-1884 (627 amino acids)
Biological process (GO): DNA-templated transcription
Cellular component (GO): nucleus
Molecular function (GO): zinc ion binding; DNA binding; DNA-binding transcription factor activity, RNA polymerase II-specific
Source: RefSeq, a predicted model, not a curated record
AUGGCCAGCGCUGCUCCCAUUCAGAACAGGCCAUACCGCUCACACAAAGUACCGGCCUGUACGCGAUGUCGUUCGCGCAAAAUCCGAUGUCACAUCGACAUUCCCGGAGAGCCAUGUCUGUCAUGCCGAGAAAGACGUCUCAAGUGCCAGUAUGUCGAAAGUUCAACGACCAGCUCUCCUACAGAAGAGGGCCCAGACCGACGGCCCUCCAAGCGGCGACGGCACAGCGAGCCUGAGGAAGGUCCUUCUCGGCCUCGCUCAGCACCCAUCUUGCAUAAAACCAACAACAAUCCUUCCGCAUCCAUCAUGCUUGCGCCGCAUUUCGCUGAAGAUAUAGACAUCUUCAAUCGACAUAUCUCACAGCAUCGAAAAGCAGAGGGUGAGGUGGAAUCUUCCAACUAUCAGACACUCCUCCACGAUGCGAAAGAUCCAGUGGUGUACCUCACAGUCCCAAGGUUUCGGACUGGUCUACCGCCCAACAGCGGCUGUGGGAGAGAACAGCUGGAGAUCGUGGAGCAAAUCAUGGGACCUUUUAAGCGAGAAGUGGUCGAGCUGUAUUUCAACCACAUCCACUACCAUUUCCCCAUCCUAGAUGAGGAGAUGUGUGAGAUGCUGCGGACAGGGCAAUACGGCAGAGUACCAAACAAUUUGAUGUGUGUCAUCUUCGCACUUGCAUCGCCGCACUGGGCCAAAUCAGAUACCCUGAAGAUGCACCCCAAACCAAACUCAUACUACGUUUGGAACAAGGCUAUCUCAGCGACUCUGGAGGACUUUCUCAGCCCUGGAAUGUCUACUAUUCAAGCUGCAGUGCUGGAUCAGGUUGGACGUCCUUCGGUCUCUAUUAUCGGCAACAUCACUUUAUGCGGUCGAACAGUAUCUCUAGCUCAGACAUUUGGACUGCACAGAGACCCAUCAAAGUGGAACAUCACAGAGAAUGAAAAGUCGGUGCGAAUGCGACUCUGGUGGUGUGUCCUCAUCACCGACCAGUGGUCUAGUGUCGCAUAUGGCGCCCCACCAUAUGUGUCGAAAGGCUAUUAUGACGUGCCGCGACCAACUGUCAGCUCACUCAUUGGCACCAAGGCAACCUCGCAGCAGAAACAGACUACCACCUGCUUCAUACAUUUAUGCUCUUUGACGGAGUUGUUGGCCGAAAUCUUACCCUUCGUUUACCAGAUCAGUCCAGAUCGAAUCCAACUCGCCCGAGAGAUCGAUCGCUUCAAGCACGAGCUAGACGAUCUGGAAUCACAGCUACCGGAAUGGCUCCCUCUCCCGAAUCGUCCUGGCACACCUAUGCUAUGGCUCUCGUUUCUCUCGAUAAGGCUUGUACUCGCGCGUCUCAUCUUCCGCGCAGCUGUCCUUGAUGGAGAUGGUAGUAUAGGGCGAAGUCGGAUGGAUCAGCUGCGCAUCGCAUCAUCGGCAGUUCUCGACUUCAUAUUGACCAUGGGCGAAACUCAGUUCCUGGACUUUUGGCUGCCCUAUGCGACUCACCUUCUGGUACAUGCAAUCACCGUGUCGCUUCGCUGCACUGUCGAGACCCAGGAUCCUGAAAUACGGAAUACAUGCGUCGCGCGCCUGGAACGUGUUAUCGCGCAUAUUCAGCAUGCGCGAGAUAACUACGAUUGGGAUCUUGCGAACUAUUGCUUGGAGCGUUGCGCUGAUCCUGUGUCGAAGAUCGCAUCGCUGAACGCACGAGAAGCGCCACAGCCAUCGGAGACGGAGCUAACCAGCGUUGCGCCUAACGGCAAUGGGAUCGACGUACCGGUGAUGCCUAAUUUUGACGAUGCGACAUUCUUGUUGUCGGACAUAUUGGAUCCAAACGCUUUCGAUUUCUCCUGGGAUGCGCUGUGGGAUACGCCAUCCGGAAUGACCAACUUCUCGUUAUAG